This is a messenger RNA of Acanthopagrus latus (yellowfin seabream), 3227 nucleotides long. RefSeq names its product toll-like receptor 13. The record is from RefSeq and is a predicted model, not a curated record. Gene Ontology annotation, molecular function: protein binding; transmembrane signaling receptor activity. The transcript is spliced from 4 exons. Bases 729 to 2045 code for a protein of 438 amino acids. Gene Ontology annotation, cellular component: membrane. NCBI's taxonomy places the organism in Eukaryota, Metazoa, Chordata, Actinopteri, Spariformes, Sparidae. Gene Ontology annotation, biological process: immune response; inflammatory response; toll-like receptor signaling pathway.
CACUAGUAGUAUAUAGAUGAGCGUACUUGUUGUAUACUUGAAGGUGUACUUAUGUAAACUUAAAAUGACCUUAUAAAGUAUACCUAAAGUAUACUUUUAUAAACUUAAAAUGUUCCAAUUUAGUCCGAGGAAGUAUUAAAUAAGCAUACUUUCUAGUACGCUACAAGUACAUGGUCCACAGUAUACUUGCUAUACUUAUACAAGCAUACUUAAUAAAAUGAACUUCAAGUUUACUACUUUUUGGUAAGGGAAAAGAUUGUUCAAGCAAUGAAAUUACAGAGGAGUUCAUUAAAGAAGGCACUGUGUUUUACAGUCGAGAAACCCUUCAACACCGAUGCAGCUUAAAUCAAUAAUUUUAUGAAAUUGUAUUAUUUGACAGUGUUAAAACAAUGUGACAAAGUGAGAGGCCCCUCAUUGAGAUGAACUCUCCUGGACCAUUUUUGCUGGCAGCUGUUUCUACGUAGAAACUCUUUUGAACAUAGUGAGCUUAGCAUAGGCAGCUUAAGGUCUGGAUGCUGCCCUUAGUAGUUGUUAGAGACCCAAUACAGAGUUUCUACAUACAUAAAGAAGGAACUGUUUGCUAUCAGAUCAACGUUAAUAGUGGAAAAUGUGUAAAAAGUCAGGGCAGCUUCCUCUCUAACUUCCUCAUAACACAUUGGCUUUUAAGUCUUAACAUUUUUUUUAGACUCCUGGGCCUCACUGCUGUCAAGAGACGCUGAGAAUUCAGGAUGACGCUCACGAUCCUGUUCCUGCUUCUGUUCAACACCUCGGCCUGCUGCGGUUAUGGCUUUAAAGGCUGCUCUCGGAACUUCCCCGCGACCGACGUCAUGUGGUGCUUCAACCGGAAUAUCGCUAACCUCCCUGAAGUCAUCAGCAUGAUCCCAGAUAACACAACAACAAUCAACCUGUCCAAGAACAAGAUCCAAGUCAUCCCACCUGGUGCAUUCAGUAAGGUGCCUGGUCUCAAACAUCUGGACCUGAGCCAAAACCUGCUGGUCUCUCUCAAAGGAGGAGAAUUCAGGGGUCUGGACAUCCUCGAAUUUCUCAACCUCACCUGCAACAACAUCUCACACAUUACCUCCGACGCCUUCGACGGACUCUCCGGGCUGCAAACCCUGCUUCUGAUCCACAACACACUUUCAACAGACCAGCUUCCCCCCCGAUAUGACAAACAGGCAGAUCCGUGUUUUAAAGUAUAUGUGCGUCGUGAAUUGCGUACUUUGGACCUUAGGGAAAACCCUCUUACCUGUACCUGUGACAAUUCCUGGUUCAAGACCUGGGCCAUCUACAACAGUGACACACAGGUGUCCUACCUGUAUGACCUGCACUGUGACAACGAAAGAUCCUCUUCCUACCUGUGGCAGUUUGACGACAAGGCCUGCUCCUACGAUGAGGUCUCCUUCAUUCUCCUCAUCACCUUCUCUGUAUUGGACAUGUUGUUUGUAUGUGUGUGUCUGGCCUGGCACAAACAAGGUCCUACUUUGCGCUACCUGCUGCUCAUCCUCAAGGCCAAACUCCAUGGACGUAAGCGGGCAGCAGUGGGCAGAUUCCAGUAUGAUGCAUUCAUCUCCUACUGCUCUUCAGAUGAGGCCUGGGUGAUGGAGCAGCUGGUGCCCAAUCUAGAAAGGCCAGCCGCCGGUGCACCGAGGUUCCGACUGUGCCUCCACCACAGAGACUUCCGCCCGGGCACGGCGGUGCUGGAGAACAUCGAGGCGGCCAUCUACAACUCUCGCCACACUAUAUGCGUCGUCACACGUAACUUCCUGAGAAGCGAGUGGUGCUCCGUGGAGUUUCAGCUGGCCAGUCUGAGGCUCUUAUGUGAUGGUAGUGACGUCCUGCUGCUGGUGUUCCCGGAGGAGAUACCGGAACACUGUCUGUCUCCCUACACGCGCUUAAGGAAGAUCGUACGGAAGAGGACCUACCUUCUGUGGCCUGAGGAACCACAAGAGCAGGACGCUUUCUGGGUCCGACUGGUAGAUGCUCUGAAAGACGAGGAGGAGGGAGAGAGAGGAGGAGAUGAUGAACUGGCACGGCUGAUUGGCUAGAUCACUGACAAUCAUACAAAGACCAAAACUGCAUUUCAGGAAUUCUGUUUUUUUUUUUUUUUCUGUUCUCGUAUAAAAAAAUAGUUGAAAAAUGUGAAUAUGGGAGUGAAUGAUUCCUAUUCUGAUGCACAUUUGAUUUUUAUUCUAUGGUUAAUGUAGCAAUUAUCUGAUGUGCAUAGAUUAAUGCCAGCUGGUUCCACCACAAUCCUGCAUAAUAUAUAUAAGGUAUUAUGUAAUACCUGAAGAACAAUGAAUGGUCUUCGAGGAAACAAGUUUUGCAUAUAAUACAGGACCAACAAUUGUAUGGAGGUGGCUCAGGGCCCCCCUGGCCACCCCUUGGUGUCACCACUGUUGGAGAUACAAUGUUGUGUACCUUUGCUUUACUUAACGGAGACAUCAAGGUCACAGGGUUGUUCAUUAAAUAUAUUCACUCCUGAGCUUGUCAUCCACAAAAAUAUGAGUGAAGAGAGAAUUCCUGUGUUUCUUUGAACAAAUUUCAUCCUUAGUGCUGUAAGAGCCUGGGAUGUGCUGCCAGAAGAUGUGGUUUGAAGAGUUUUGAAAACAGGUACAUUUUGCUCAACAAAGUAUGCAAAUUGUGGGGUUUUUUUUGUUGUUGCAUGGUUUGAGUCAUAGAGUCUGGAAUGAAGGAUUUGUACCAGACAGCUCUCAAUAAAUUCCUCUUCACACUUCAUUGUUUCCGAAUAAAACGUGUUCCCACGGUACAGCUGGGUGAUGCAUUGUCCCUGUGAUACAGUAUAUGUGGGUGUUCUCCACAGUUGGCAGCUAUUAUAAUUUCACUUGAAGUUCCUUUUUCUUUGGUUUGUCAAGUUUUGUGUAUAUGGCUUCUAAACUUUCAAGCUCAUGAAUGAUGUGAUUUGCAGUGCACUCAUUGUUUUAGAUUCACCUUUUCAAUUAGGACCCAAGAAACUAAUGUAAUAUGUUCUCAGAUUACAGUCAAAUUUGUACAACUGAGUAUUCUUACAAGUUGUCUUUGUGAGUUUAAUUUUGUUUAAAUGUUGUCUUAGAUAGGUAUGCUAUGAUAUAAAGCCAUAAGUGCGAAUUACUUAGUCGACGCUUGCUCAUUUUACAUUACUGCUCUGUUGGAAAAGUCCUGCAAGAAGAGAGAAUCGAUAUUUAUCACCUGGUUGGUUUGAUGAAUGAGUUUAAUAAACAUCACCUGGC